CGGGUGCCGCCGUCCGCCGGCCGUGCGCCCGCGCCCGCCGGGAAAGGCGCGCGAGGUUCGAAGGCGGCGCUGAGGCGCGCGCGCGCGCCGGCCCCGGUCCGGGAUGGCGCAGGCCUUGAAUCGUUUAAAAAAAGACUACAGAGCAAGAUUCUGCCAUGGAGGAGGAAAUAAGAUUGAUCUACAGCCAGGUCAAAACGUACUGAAACUCAUACAGGAUUGUUUUGAAAGUUGCAGCGAUGAUCUUACAAUAAACUCUCCAAAUAGCUCAACCUUUGUUUUGAAAAAUGAGAAGAGGACUUCAAUCCAGAGAAAAAGGGCCAAGGCAGGGUCAGCCAGCUCUGUGAAAAGAGCCCGUGAGUCUGCAGAACCCUCACCUGCAUCAGCACUAAAACCAGUCAGCAGCAGAGGACUGUCAUGUGACUCACACCUGAAGGCUGCAACACCUGAUUACGUAGCUACUCCUAAAAAGACAGAGUCUCUUGUGUCUGAAAGUGAAGAGAAAAAUACUUUAAAAGAUGUUGAAGCACCAUGCCAGUGUCCAGCUGUGCCUUUGAACCCUGAGGAUAAUCGUGGGGCUGUUGGAUCACCUCUUCCUGUGGAGGAAGCGAAAAGUUCUCCUGCAGUUAAAUUGCAUUUUGAUAAGAGGAGUACACCAGCUGCAGCAAAGAGCCAUGGAGAAGUGGAAAAUUUGGAAGGACCUCUGCCUGGGAGAGAUGAGCACGUUGUUCCUGUGCAAGGAACAGAACGUGUUACUGCAUCAUCUGCCCGGAGAGGGAAGACCUUCUCUUCAGCUGUCAUUGCAGCUGUAGCAACAGGAACAUUUGGACAGAGAUAUUCAACCUCCAUAUCACCACCAUCACCUCGUCCUGUGAAAUACCAAGAAAUAGAAAUAGAAAAUGAAUGUGAAUUUUUAAUUGAUGAAUCAGGUGGUGCAUCUUUUACUUCUUGGCUUUCGAUACCCACUAAGAAGAAAAAAUCAAAACCUGAUGGCUCUCCAGCUCCCAUUUCUAAACCUCAGCCCUCUGAAAAGAAGACACAGAAUAAGACAGUCAAGAACAGAAAAGUUCAGGGUAAAGCACUUACUAAACAGAAACUGGAUCAUCCAGAUAUUGGAGCUUUUGACUUCAAAGAAACGUCAGUGUCAGAUCCAGUCCCUAGUAGUGAAGAAAACGUCCUUAAAACUCAAAGCCGAAAGAGUCCUUGUGCGGGAAAGACUGAAAAGGAUGCACUUAGACAAGACUCUCCAAACCAGAAAAAGAACACAUCCUGGAAACCAGAAGCUGAAAUACCCAUGUGGCCUGGAUUGGAAACAGAAUCAUCUGAUGAAGAGCAGCGUAAAACAAGUGUGCCAAGUGAGGAUUUACCUGUGCCCUCAUCUGGGCAUCAGAAAAAGCAGACUGUGUCACUGAGAAAGUCUCUCAAGUCUUCCAAGAAUCUGCAGAUGACUUCUAAAGCUUCUCAGCAUUUAGUUAAGAAGAAGCAAACUGCUAAGCAGAAACUUCCAAAGGUCAAAGUAGCUAAGAGAGAGACAGUAACUCCAAGGAAAAUAUCUGUCCAGAAAAGUAGUAAUAAAAAGCCUCAGUUACAAAGAGAGGAGAGUUCUAACAGUGGACCUGGUGAAGAAGAGCUUGAAAGAGAGCCUGUGGAACUGAAUGAAGUAUGCACCACAUCUUUGCAUCAGAAAUUAGAGACUCCUGUGAUUCAGAAGUUGACUAAGCCCGAAAAGCCUGGAAAUGCAUUACACACACCAGAGUCACCUGGUGAUGCCAAUAACAGAACUCCUCUAAAAGCACUCCAGCAUCCCGUGGAGAGUGUGAAGAAUCCAGGAAAGAAAUGCUCUGCCAAGUAUUCAGGGAAGAGACCCAAAAAGAUUCCACGUAGAACCAAUAAAGCUCUUCACUCAAGCUCUGAAGGCUCUGAGUCUCAAACAGAUUCUGACAGCUCUUCUGUACAGGACACGGCAAGGAAAAAACAGAAGUUACCAGAUGUGAAAAUAAAAAGUAAAAAAAGAAAACAUAACAGACAGCGUGGACCACAGGAUUCCUUUGUAGCUGAGAGGGUUGUGAGUUGCCAAAGUGGGCUUGUUCUAGAAGAUGGACUUGCUUCCAGCACUAAGUGUCCUGAGCAGGAUGAUAUAUCUUCAGAUAAUUCUGAAGACUUGAAUUACAAAUUAAGACAUCUGUUGUCGGACGAAAUAGCAAAGCAUAAAAUAGUCAUGCCUUCCAACACACCUAAUGUUCGUCGGACAAAAAGGAUACGGCUGAGGCCUCUGGAAUACUGGAGAGGCGAGCGCGUAAACUACACUAUGAAGCCUUCAGGAGGGCUUGUGAUUAGUGGACUCGUGCAUCCAGAAACAGAAUCUCCCAGGAAGAGUAAAAGGAGGAAGGAUUGUCCCAAGCAGAAAAGAGAUAAAACAGAUAGAGGAGAGAUACCUCCAAGUUUGGACCACAGCCUAGCUGAUGCAUCUAAGCCAGUCAUUGUACUGGACCCAGUAACAAAUAAUGAAGUGCAUCUAGAUUGUAUAAACACUGCAGACAGUCAAACGCGCUUCUUCAAAAAUGAAACAGUAGAAAUACAAAAAAAUUUGAAUACGUCUCUUUUUGCAACUGGUAGAUUGAUUCUGAAACCAUAUAAAGAAAAGGGACACCAGUUUGUUGACAAGGAUACAAUAGCUUUCCAUAUUAUCCAUGGCAAAGUUAUUGUGACAUUACAUAAUGCAUCGUAUUGCCUGACUGCAGGGGACUGCUUCUAUGUUCCAGCAGGAAAUGGAUAUAACAUACGAAAUCUUCUAAAUGAAGACUGUGUUCUUCUCUUCACCCAACUCAAAGACAGGUGAAGAACUUUCUGCAAAGAAGUUUGCUGAAACACUUGUCAAAUUUUUAGGAAGAGCAAGAAAUGUGUUGAUGGACACCUCUUCCCCAUAACUUUACCUGCAAAUUGAAGAUCAUCUAAUGCAGAGGCGUUCUAAAGAACACUGAACAUUUUCAUCGGACACCCCAGUUUUAGGGGCAUGUUGUUUCAUUGAUCUUAAAGAUCUUUCUUCAGUGUAAAUGGUAAAUACAUAGUUUGUUAUGAAUUUUCUUUUGUAUCAAUAAAUAUUAAG
This is a messenger RNA of Zonotrichia leucophrys gambelii, 3103 nucleotides long. It is a transcript of the gene CENPC, whose product is annotated as centromere protein C. The record is from RefSeq and is a predicted model, not a curated record. The coding region runs from base 104 to 2836 and encodes 910 amino acids. Gene Ontology annotation, cellular component: kinetochore. The transcript has 19 exons. Gene Ontology annotation, molecular function: centromeric DNA binding. Gene Ontology annotation, biological process: attachment of mitotic spindle microtubules to kinetochore; spindle attachment to meiosis I kinetochore; kinetochore assembly. NCBI's taxonomy places the organism in Eukaryota, Metazoa, Chordata, Aves, Passeriformes, Passerellidae.